AUGGAAACAGACCUGUCAGCACGGCGGCAGGAUGGGACAGCACACAAUCAGCCUGCGUUUUGUGUAACAAGCUCCACUAAUACCUCUGCCUCUCCUCUUCCACUAGACCAGCUUCCCAGUCAAGCAGGACCGCCUCCUCUGCCACCUGCUCCACAUCAACACAAGCAGCAUCCGUCAGUUACCUCCCUCAACCAGUCACUGGCCAAUCAGCCGACAGAGCUUCAGAGUGCAUCUGAAUGCGUGCAGCUGCAAGAAAACUGGGUACUGGGUGGCAACGUAGGCUUGGAGAACAGGCACUUCCUGCUUAAGACUGGAACUGGCACCACAUCUCUCUUCACUACUCCUAAUCCCGGUUAUACUAUGGCGACUGGAGCUGUCUACUCUCCACCAGCUCGUCCCUUAACCCGCAACACGCUUUCAAGAGGUGCAUUCAAAUUUAACAAGUCGCCUAAACGGUGUUCGUGGAAAUGCACCGCUCUCAGUGCUGUAGGCGUGGCCACCCUGCUGUCUGUUCUGCUCUGCUACUGUAUAGCCAUGCAUGUACUUGGCCCUGAACUGGAAACUGGAAGGAUGUGGAUAAUCACGCCUUUGAGAAUGGACGAGCCAAACCAGUGA
Carassius auratus (goldfish) is the source of this 615-nucleotide messenger RNA. Its product is annotated as teneurin-3-like. The record is from RefSeq and is a predicted model, not a curated record. The transcript is spliced from 4 exons. Gene Ontology annotation, cellular component: membrane; neuron projection. Gene Ontology annotation, biological process: signal transduction; heterophilic cell-cell adhesion; neuron development. Gene Ontology annotation, molecular function: protein heterodimerization activity; protein homodimerization activity; cell adhesion molecule binding. The coding region runs from base 1 to 615 and encodes 204 amino acids. Lineage: Eukaryota; Metazoa; Chordata; Actinopteri; Cypriniformes; Cyprinidae.